CACAAAGCGUAGAAGAAGAAUAAAAUAAUAAAAAGAGGAAAAAAGGAAAAAUAAUUUUCCCACCCGUUUUCUCACUUGCCAAACAGUCCUCCGAAUCUCCCGAAUUCUCCAAUCUACUUGUUCCUCUUCUGCUUCUCUCAAUUGGUCUUCGUUUUUCUCCUGAUUUUUCUCCCAACCCGAUCCGAUCCCGACACGAACAAUUCUAUGACAAAAAUCUGAAAAAGCAACAAAAAAUUUGAAAAAAAAAAAAGAGAGAGAGAGAGAGAGAUUGAGCUGUUUGCAAAUGGGUGAGGAGGUAAGGAUGAGUGAGUACGAAGGCGCUGGUAGCGGCGGCGACGACGAGGCGCGGGUUUCAGAGUGGGAGGCGGGGCUGCCGAGCGCUGAUGAUUUGACUCCGUUAUCCCAGCCGUUGAUUCCGAUCGAAUUAGCCUCGGCCUUCAGCAUCUCGCCGGAGACCUGCCACACGGCCUUCGACGUCAACCGCGCGUCGCAUAAGACGGUCUCGACGCUCCGCGGCGGCGCCCACUCCCAAGGGUUCUCGUCGUCGAACUACAAGUCGUUCGACGAGAACCGCAGCGACGACGUGGUGGAGCCGAUGGUCGUGGAGGUGGACGAGAGCGGCGAGAGGUACGGAUCCGAUUCGAGAAAGUCGCGGAAGGUCGAUUGCAGUACGGAGGAGGCGGAUUCGGCGCUGAGGACCGAGAAUUUCUCGCCGGACGACAUGUCAGCACGGACGCUGAAGCGGCCGCGGCUGGUGUGGACCCCGCAGCUGCACAAGCGGUUCGUGGAAGUGGUGGCCCACCUGGGGAUCAAGAACGCGGUGCCCAAGACGAUUAUGCAGCUGAUGAACGUCGAGGGAUUGACACGCGAAAACGUCGCCAGCCACCUGCAGAAGUACCGCCUCUACUUGAAGAGGAUGCAGGGCUUAUCCGGCGACGUGGGGUCCUCCUCGUCGGACCAGCUUUUCGCCACCACGCCGGUACCGCAGAGCUUACGCCACGAGUCUGGCGGUGGCGGCGGUGGCGCUGGGGGCUCGGGUCAGGCGGGUCAGGGUCAGAGCCACGGGCACGCAAAUGGGCAGUUUUCGUUUCCGAUGCCGUACCCGCCUGCCGGGAUGAUGCAGAUGCCGGUCCUCGGGAUGAACCACGGGCACAUGGGCAUGCCAGGCGGUGCGGGCGGUCACGGCGGUGGGUACCAUGGGUUCGAGUCGCACCACUACAACAUGGGUUCGAUGGUUUCGUACCAACAUGCUGGUUCUAAUGACAAAUGAUAAAUCUUUACACAUUAAAGUUGAGAUUCAGACGUUUCAGCAUGUUGGUUGAAGCUAACUCUUUGAACUCAACCUGUAAGCUUGCUUGAUUGGUAAUCCCGAACCUGACAGGCAUGGGAAGGGUUCUUAGGAAUUAUGUGGAGAAACUUUAGAGGCAUAUGGGUUUUGAAUGAACAGCCAAUGUAGCAAAACUCCCCUCAUUAAAUGUAUACUCCUAUUCCAAGUUACGUAACAGGGGGAGGUUCAUUCCCAGUCUACAUUGUUGACACUGAGGGCAUCGAGCACAUCCCUGACCUGUUCUUAGUUUAUAUAUUCUUUGUAUCAAUAAGGUAUUAAGCCUUUUCUUUCCAGAUUCAAUGGAAAGAAGUCAAUAAAGAUAUAGCAAUUGUCUGUUACCUGUC
Malus domestica (apple) is the source of this 1671-nucleotide messenger RNA. RefSeq names its product transcription factor BOA. Gene Ontology annotation, cellular component: nucleus. Gene Ontology annotation, molecular function: DNA-binding transcription factor activity; DNA binding. Gene Ontology annotation, biological process: regulation of DNA-templated transcription. The record is from RefSeq and is a predicted model, not a curated record. Lineage: Eukaryota; Viridiplantae; Streptophyta; Magnoliopsida; Rosales; Rosaceae.